Lasiodiplodia theobromae is the source of this 780-nucleotide messenger RNA. RefSeq names its product Zinc finger protein. Gene Ontology annotation, biological process: regulation of transcription by RNA polymerase II. The record is from RefSeq and is a predicted model, not a curated record. Gene Ontology annotation, cellular component: nucleus. Gene Ontology annotation, molecular function: DNA-binding transcription factor activity, RNA polymerase II-specific; RNA polymerase II transcription regulatory region sequence-specific DNA binding. NCBI's taxonomy places the organism in Eukaryota, Fungi, Ascomycota, Dothideomycetes, Botryosphaeriales, Botryosphaeriaceae. The transcript has a single exon. Bases 1 to 780 code for a protein of 259 amino acids.
AUGAAUGACACCGACCACUGGAUCUGGGAGUAUGAGUGCGAUACUUGCACAGCCCGCUUCGACUCCCAAUGGUCAGUCGACGAGCACAUGGAGGAAGAGGACCACUGGAGCUACCCCUACGAUUGCGAGACCUGCACCUACGCCUUCCGCACCGCCUUCGACCGCGAUGAACACCAAGAAGACGAGGGCCACUACAAGCAUCUCCACUGCAGGGAUUGCGACAGGUACUUCCCGAGCCAGAACAACCUGCAGCAGCACCUCAACUCGCGCGUCCACCGCGGCGCCAACGUCAUCUGCCCCUUCUGCAAUGCCGCCUUCACCACCGCCUCCGGUGUCUCCAGCCACCUGGAAUCCUCGUCCUGUCCCAAAGCCCGCAAUCUGGACCGCGCCACCAUCCACCGCGCUCUCCGCCAGCGCGACCCCGACGGCUUCAUCACCGAGCGCCUACUCGAGUGGACCGAGACGGACCACAACGCCCAGUGGGAUCCCAGCUCCGCCUGGAAUGGAGAUGGCUACGAGUGCUACAUCUGCCACAGGGAGUUUGGCAGUGCCCAAGGUCUGCGCCAGCACGUCUUCAGCCCCGCUCACCAAGCGCCGCUCUACCACUGCCCCAACAAGCGCGGCACCUGCGGCGGCAGGAAGUUCCCCACCUUGGCUGCCUUGUUCAACCACCUUGAGAGCCAGACUUGCAACUACAUCCGCUUCGACGGCGUGCAGAAGAGCGUCAACAACUUCCUUACGGCUGGAAGCCGCAGGGCAAUUACCUUCUCCUCAUCAUGA